CCAAGGCCCCUGGCGCCGGCCUGAGGACGCCGAGGAGGCAGGGGCCCGACAGGGCUGUCCGGCCGGAACCGCGGAGCACCUCCUGCAGCGGUCGCGGGCUCGCCCCCCGCGGCCGGUGCCAUGGCCGACUCUCUCCCCUAAAGGAGACUUCCUCAGCGGUUGCUGCCGAGAGAUGAAGAACCUGUUAGAGCGUCAGACGACUUCGGGGCCGGCCAACUAGGGGGGCUCGGCAGGAGGUCGCCUGCGCCCUCCCGGGCUCGUUCCUUUCACCCCUUGAGCGAGGCCUCGCUCGCGUCCGGGCACGCGGCGGGCUUCAGAGAGCACCUGGGCCCGGCUGGGCGCGCGGGCAGCAUGUUUCCCCGGAGGCCGCCGGUCGGCCUGGCUGCCUGGCUGCUGGCGGGCGCGGCGGCGACCGGGCGCGCGGGGGCGCGGGGCGGGGGCCUGCUCGCCCUGCUGGCCAAUCAGUGCCGCUUCGUGACGGGCCUGCGCGUGCGGCGGGCGCAGCAGAUCGCGCAGCUCUACGGCCGCCUCUACUCGGAGAGCUCGCGCCGCAUCCUCCUUGGUCGCCUCUGGCGCCGGCUUCGCGGACGCCCAGGCCAUGCCUCUGCCUUGAUGGCGGCGCUCGCCGGCGUGUUCGCGUGGGACGAGGAGAGGAUCCAGGAGGAGGAGUUGCAGAGAUCCAUUAAUGAGAUGAAACGGUUGGAGGAAAUGUCAAGUACGUUUCAGAGCUCUGGAGUUGACCACCACCCUCCAGAACCAAAAUCCCAAACAGAAAGGGAUGAAGAUUCAGGAGGCAAAGAGCAACCGUGGGAAAUGGUGAUGGAUAAGAAACACUUCAAGCUGUGGCGGCGCCCCAUUACAGGCACCCCCCUUUACCAGUACAGAGUUUUUGGAACCUACACAGAUGUGACACCUCGGCAGUUCUUCAAUGUUCAGCUGGAUACAGAGUAUAGAAAGAAGUGGGACGCCCUGGUGAUCAAGCUGGAAGUGAUCGAGAGGGAUGUGGUUAGUGGUUCUGAGGUUCUUCACUGGGUAACCCAUUUUCCGUAUCCAAUGUACUCACGGGAUUAUGUUUAUGUUCGGCGGUAUAGUGUGGAUGAGGAAAACAACGUGAUGGUGUUGGUGUCACGGGCCGUGGAGCACCCUAGUGUGCCAGAGUCUCCGGAAUUUGUAAGGGUCAGAUCAUAUGAAUCCCAAAUGGUUAUCCGUCCCCACAAGUCAUUUGAUGAGAAUGGCUUUGACUACUUGCUGACGUACAGUGACAAUCCCCAGACAGUGUUUCCUCGCUACUGCGUUAGUUGGAUGGUUUCCAGUGGCAUGCCAGAUUUCCUGGAGAAGCUGCACAUGGCCACUCUGAAAGCCAAGAACAUGGAGAUCAAAGUAAAGGACUAUAUCUCGUCUAAGCCUCUGGAAGUGGGUAGUGAAGCCAAGGCCACCGCCCCAUCUUCUGAGCGGAAGAGUGAGGGUAGCUGUGGCCCUGCCCGGAUUGAGUACGCCUGAAGGACUUUCAGAUAAGUAGGGACAGGCUGCUUCUAGCCCUGUCUCCGUGUCUUAUCACUCGCUCUGUUGCAGAACAAACAGGACGUGUAUUUGAAGGUGUCUGCUGUAACCACCAGUGCAAGAUAAUUCAGUCCUGGUGUCCGGUCUUGUUCAGAACCCUACUGCUGUUUAUUAAAACAGAAGAAGGACGCAUCCGAGGGGGCAUCGUCAUAUCCUCAGGCCAAGCAUUUGGAAAUUUGGCGUUUCGCUGAGCUAAUCUGGAACAAGCCUGUCACCUCAGGCCAGAGGGGACAACAUCUUUUACUUCCUCUGCCCACAUUCCAUUCUCAGCCUCGGUUCCGCAGCACUCUGGGUCCCUCGGCUCUGGAGGUCCCGCUGGGCCCCCUGGACAGUUGGUCUUCGGUGAGGGAUAGUGGGGAGUGCUCUUGGCUGCGGUCCCGGUGUUGAGUGGUGUGAACUGUUGCCGGGCAGCGUAAGUGCCUCGUCCUCACCUUCUCCUGUCUUUAGGGACAUAAAGUUUGGACCGAGAAAUAUCACUCUUGGCCUCCCAUUCACACCCCAUUGACUCCCUCUACCCAGAGCAGUUUCCUUUGAGUUGACCAGUUCUUCUGUAUUCGUGUGCUGUAUUCGUCUGGGUCGUUGCCUCCUCCCGCAGGCCGAUUACCAAGAACACUGGGAGACGGUGGCUCUCUGUAUCAUCGGUGUUUUUGAUGGGGUCAGUGGAGAUGCUCGACACGUUACACUUUAGCUCUGUUUUUUUUUUUUUUUUAACCUUUGUGUUAAACAGUGGGAAUUGGGGAGUUGAAUAGGAUUUUUCCAUAGUCUGUAUAGAAAACACCAUUUUGAUUGAGGCGUUAUUUUUCACACUUCAGGUUUGACUGGAUGCUAAGCACUUGCCCGUCCUGGAAGGCUUAAAGGCAGAGGAGUGGGGAUUGGGCGCCUCCCUUAGAGCUCUCAGAGCUGUAGACAAGCUGUGUGAACAGCUAGAAGGAAGCUUGUCCCAAGUGCUAAUAUAGAGGGGGAUGUGGUUUAUGUGACCCUCUUGUCCCUCUGAGAAGCUUUUCCUCCUCUUCUAAGCUAAAAUAAGAGCAAACUACGCUGUUCAGAUAAAGUCACAACCAGAUGGGAUCAGUCUGACUGGAGAAUCGGGAACAGCUUUCAAAUCCUCCUCCCUCCCCUUAUUUCUUAGAAUUUGAAUGACCAGGUUGCUCCCCACCCCACUCGCUACCCUUUUGCGUUGUUGAAAGGGGAGCUAAACCUGAGACGAACUUUAAGCCCCUCGACCUUUCUGUUGCCUAAGUACGGUGCCAAGGAAAAUGCCUGCCCCGGUGUUUCAAGUCUUGCGUUCUCUGCGUCGUUGGCAGAGCAGGGAGAUGCAUCCGGCAGUCCCAGCUUCUUUUCGUUGAUUGUGUCUCUCUCCUCAUCCCCAGGGCCUGACAGACCAGGAAGAGUCCCUCGGUUAUGUUGGAAGUUAGCGCCUGUGAUUGUUGGGACGUGGGUGGCGUGGGCGAGUGGUGUGAGUGCACAUGUGAUAAGGGGCUGGGCGUUGCCCAUACGCUUUUUGGCAAUUUGACUCUGCACUUGGGGUUGGUCUAUACAAUUGCUUAUGUCAUUGUAAUGAUUUCACUCCUGUGACAUUUUUAUCAAAUGUGUGAAUAAAUACAUAAAGAUUGGUAUGAAA
Messenger RNA from Delphinapterus leucas (beluga whale), 3181 nucleotides. RefSeq names its product StAR related lipid transfer domain containing 7 (gene STARD7). Lineage: Eukaryota; Metazoa; Chordata; Mammalia; Artiodactyla; Monodontidae. The record is from RefSeq and is a predicted model, not a curated record. Gene Ontology annotation, molecular function: lipid binding.